This is a messenger RNA of Paramacrobiotus metropolitanus, 750 nucleotides long. RefSeq lists its product as uncharacterized. Bases 1 to 639 code for a protein of 212 amino acids. NCBI's taxonomy places the organism in Eukaryota, Metazoa, Tardigrada, Eutardigrada, Parachela, Macrobiotidae. The transcript has 2 exons. The record is from RefSeq and is a predicted model, not a curated record.
AUGUUUGUGUACGACCCACUUGAACAAUCUCUGUACGCGUGGAACGCCGUCGAAGUCUUCGUCGACGGCCUGCUCCAGCUAGGUAGAGUAAUCAACGUAGUGGAGAAAGGUCUGGUCAUUGAUUUUGGUUGCGCCACGCAGCGCUCACAGUUUAUCGAAUACCGGCGUAUUUUCCACGCGUGUAAAGCUAGAUCGCCUCAUCCUGUGAAUACCUAUCAGGAAUACCGUGAAUAUCGUAAUGUGCAAGUUCUCUUCCGAGCGGGCCCCGACCGCCCCUGGGCAUGGUAUCCCGGGACGGCGGUGUCGCUUGGGGAGCAAAGCUAUUUCGGGUGUGUGUACAUCGUGGAGGUUAAACUGCCUCACGGCGUCGUUAAGGAAUUGCUACCCAGGAAUCAAGUACGGCGCCCGCCCUCGGACGCCGACUUAGCCGCCCGCCGCGUCCAAGACAAGGACUUCGUAAUCCGCGGAUGUCCCUUGCCGGCCGCACCACGUGAGCUUGGGGAUCUGUUGGCGUCCAACUUGCCUCCAAUGCGGCGAGUGUUAUGUACGGAGGUGCUCAACGAGACGCUGCUGUACCUGCAGCGUCGCCUGGACCGAGAAAUGCAACCGCAAGAACUAGAUACAAAAAAGAAUACGUAAGGAUAUUGUGGAUACAAGUCCAGUUGUUAUUACAGGAAGAGGUUUACCACCGACUGAAGAAAAAAUAUAAUAACAACCAAAUCUCACAAACCCUGAUGGUUUCAAGACGCG